AUGGCCUAUCCCGCGGUUGGGGAUUAUAAUCAGGGUGUUUGCCCGGAGACCCAUCCGGUGGCAGUGUAUUCGAUCUUCGUGGAAUUCUUCUUUAACACGAAGCCCUUUCCGGACUAUGAAAAUUGGGUGUACGCUAUGGGCGACCCCACAGGGUAUGGUCUGCAUGGAGACUUCCUCAACGGCUGGGUAGACCAGAAUGCACUGCAGAACGCUAUGGCGACAUGUACAGGCGUGGAGGGGCUGAACGAUCCGGAUUGUUCGAUCACAAACAACCAAGCAAGGGCACUCACUCCAAUCGCACAUUCUCUGGAUGUACCUCCACCGUUGGAGCAAUUGGGUCAGCAUGGGCCUCUUUCCAAACUACCAGGUAAUAAUCCAAUAACAGGAUCACGCGAGCUGCAGUGA
This is a messenger RNA of Aspergillus oryzae RIB40, 405 nucleotides long. RefSeq lists its product as uncharacterized. Bases 1 to 405 code for a protein of 134 amino acids. The record is from RefSeq and is a predicted model, not a curated record. Lineage: Eukaryota; Fungi; Ascomycota; Eurotiomycetes; Eurotiales; Aspergillaceae. The transcript has a single exon.